CGCCUCGCCACGGCCCCAUCUGACGAGCGGCCAUUCAUCAGGCCGGCUGGCCUAUCAAUGACAUUGCUCCCAUCGGGGCUCCUAUAAAAUGAUGCUUUUUCCCAUGAAACAUCCGCAAACAUUUUGACGGGUUUGGCUUUGCCCGGCUGGAUUACUGAGUGUCCCCUUGCUCGCUCGCUCUUUCUCUCUCCCCCUUCUCCGAGCUCUCUCCCUUCUCUCUCUCUCCUCUUUUCUUCUUUCUCUGUUCUCCUUUCUCUUUCUGCCUUUUCCUUUUCUUCUUUAUCCUUCCGUCCUUGCACUCUCUGCGUCUCUUUCUCCUUCUCCCCUCCUUCCUCCCUUCCUCCCUGGGCAGCUCUAGCACAGGGGACCCCCAAACAUCAGGACUUUUGGGGGGCGCCUGUGCUGUCCAUGGGAAGAGCAUGCAUUGUGGGUUACUGGAGGAACCCGACAUGGAUUCCACAGAGAGCUGGAUUGAAAGAUGUCUCAACGAAAGUGAAAACAAACGUUAUUCUAGCCACACAUCUCUGGGGAAUGUUUCUAAUGAUGAAAAUGAGGAAAAAGAAAAUAAUAGAGCAUCCAAGCCCCACUCCACUCCUGCUACUCUGCAAUGGCUGGAGGAGAAUUAUGAGAUUGCAGAAGGGGUCUGCAUCCCUCGCAGUGCCCUCUACAUGCAUUACCUGGAUUUCUGUGAGAAGAAUGACACCCAGCCCGUCAAUGCUGCCAGCUUUGGAAAGAUCAUAAGGCAGCAGUUUCCUCAGUUAACCACCAGAAGACUCGGGACCCGAGGACAGUCAAAGUAUCAUUACUAUGGCAUCGCGGUGAAGGAAAGCUCCCAAUAUUAUGAUGUGAUGUAUUCCAAGAAAGGAGCCGCCUGGGUGAGCGAGACGGGCAAGAAAGAAGUGAGCAAACAGACGGUGGCAUAUUCACCCCGGUCCAAACUUGGAACAUUGCUGCCAGAGUUUCCAAAUGUCAAAGAUCUAAAUCUGCCGGCCAGUCUGCCAGAGGAGAAGGUUUCUACCUUUAUUAUGAUGUACAGAACACACUGUCAGAGAAUACUGGACACUGUAAUAAGAGCCAACUUUGAUGAGGUUCAAAGUUUCCUUCUGCACUUUUGGCAAGGAAUGCCGCCCCACAUGCUGCCCGUGCUGGGCUCCUCCACGGUGGUGAACAUCGUCGGCGUGUGUGACUCCAUCCUCUACAAAGCUAUCUCCGGAGUGCUGAUGCCCACUGUGCUGCAGGCGUUACCUGACAGCUUAACUCAGGUGAUCCGAAAGUUUGCCAAGCAGCUGGAUGAGUGGCUAAAAGUGGCUCUCCAUGACCUCCCAGAAAAUUUACGAAACAUCAAGUUUGAAUUGUCGAGAAGAUUUUCCCAAAUUCUGAGACGGCAAACAUCACUAAAUCACCUUUGCCAGGCAUCUCGGACAGUGAUCCACAGUGCAGACAUCACAUUCCAAAUGCUGGAAGACUGGAGGAACGUGGACCUCAACAGCAUCACCAAGCAAACCCUUUACACCAUGGAAGACACUCGAGAUGAGCACCGGAAGCUCAUAAUCCAGUUGUAUCAGGAGUUCGACCAUCUCCUGGAGGAGCAGUCUCCCAUCGAGUCCUACAUCGAGUGGCUGGACACCAUGGUGGACCGGUGUGUUGUGAAGGUGGCUGCCAAGAGGCAGGGGUCCCUGAAGAAGGUGGCCCAGCAGUUCCUCUUGAUGUGGUCCUGUUUUGGCACAAGGGUGAUCCGGGACAUGACCUUGCACAGUGCCCCCAGCUUCGGGUCUUUUCACCUAAUUCACUUGAUGUUUGAUGACUAUGUGCUCUACCUGUUAGAGUCCCUGCACUGCCAGGAGCGCGCCAAUGAGCUCAUGCGAGCCAUGAAGGGAGAAGGAAGCACCGCAGAAGUCCGAGAGGAGAUUAUCUUGACGGAGGCUGCCCCACCAACCCCUUCACCAGUGCCAUCGUUUUCUCCAGCAAAAUCUGCCACGUCCGUGGAAGUUCCACCUCCCUCUUCCCCUGUCAGCAACCCAUCCCCUGAGUACACUGGCCUCAGCACUACAGGAGCGAUGCAGUCAUACACGUGGUCUCUAACGUACACAGUGACAACGGCGGCAGGGUCCCCAGCCGAAAACUCCCAACAGCUGCCCUGUAUGAGGAGUACACACGUGCCUUCCUCCUCAGUCACACACAGGAUCCCAGUUUAUCCUCACAGAGACGAGCACGGAUACACGGGAAGCUAUAACUAUGGGAGCUAUGGCAACCAGCAUCCUCCCCCAAUGCAGAGCCAGUACCCGGCCCUCCCGCACGACACAGCCAUCUCGGGACCGCUCCACUACUCCCCGUACCACAGGAGCUCCGCACAGUACCCGUUUAAUAGCCCCACUUCCCGGAUGGAACCUUGUUUGAUGAGCAGUACUCCCAGACUGCAUCCUACCCCAGUCACCCCCCGAUGGCCAGAGGUGCCCACAGCCAACACGUGCUACACAAGCCCGUCUGUGCAUUCCACAAGGUAUGGAAACUCUAGUGACAUGUACACACCCCUGACCACGCGCAGGAAUUCUGAGUAUGAGCACAUGCAACACUUUCCUGGCUUUGCUUACAUCAACGGAGAGGCCUCCACAGGAUGGGCUAAGUGACUGCUUUCAUAGGAAUCCAUAUUUAAUAUUAAUAAUAAUUAUUAAUAA
Messenger RNA from Kogia breviceps (pygmy sperm whale), 2675 nucleotides. It is a transcript of the gene RFX4, whose product is annotated as regulatory factor X4. Gene Ontology annotation, molecular function: DNA-binding transcription factor activity, RNA polymerase II-specific; RNA polymerase II cis-regulatory region sequence-specific DNA binding. The record is from RefSeq and is a predicted model, not a curated record. Lineage: Eukaryota; Metazoa; Chordata; Mammalia; Artiodactyla; Physeteridae. Gene Ontology annotation, biological process: regulation of transcription by RNA polymerase II.